Megalobrama amblycephala (Wuchang bream) is the source of this 2245-nucleotide messenger RNA. Its product is annotated as GTPase IMAP family member 8-like. Gene Ontology annotation, molecular function: GTP binding. The record is from RefSeq and is a predicted model, not a curated record. The transcript has 4 exons. Lineage: Eukaryota; Metazoa; Chordata; Actinopteri; Cypriniformes; Xenocyprididae. The annotation marks the transcript as partial.
AUGCCUUUCUUCCCAGAAGUGCACGAUGAGGUGACCAGGUCUUGGCAGACGCCAUAUAGCGUUCGUGUGAAACCUGGACCCUCGUCCGCCUUCACCUCCCUGGAUGGCGGUGAACUGCGUCUCCCAUCCCGGGCCUGUAAAGUCUCAUCUGGGCUGACUGAGAAAGCUUACAGAGCCUGUGAAGCUCAACAUCUCUCAGAUCUGAGGAUUGUGUUGAUGGGAUAUAAAGGAUCAGGUAAGAGUUCAUCAGGAAACACCAUCCUGGGCAGAGAGGAGUUUGACUUGAAGACAUCUGCUCAGUGUGUGAGGAGACAUGGAGAAGUAGCAGACAGACACAUCUCUGUCAUUGAAGCUCCAGGAUGGUGGAGGAAUUUCACUGUAGAGGACAGUCCUGAAAUACUGAAACAGGAGAUUUUGCUCAGUGUGUCUCUGUGUCCUCCAGGACCACACGCUGUACUACUGAUCAUACGUGUGGACACUAGAUUUAAAGAGACUGAGAGAAAAGCAGUGCAGGAUCAUCUGGAUCUUCUCAGUGAGAGAGUCUGGAGUCACACUAUAGUUCUGUUCACUCGUGGAGACUCUCUGUUAGACACAUCUAUAGAGCAGCACAUUGAGAGUGAAGGACAGGAUCUCCAGUGGCUGCUGGACAAAUGUGGGAACAGGUAUCAUGUUCUCAACAAUCACAACAGGAGUGAUGACACUCAGAUCAAGGAGCUGCUGGAGAAGAUUGAGGAGACAGUGGCACAAAACAACGGCCGACAUUUUGAAAUAGACAGAAAGAUUUUACAGAAGAUGAAAGAGAGAAGAGCAGAGGAAGAGAGAGCAGAAGAACGAAUGAAGAGGAUGAAGAAACAGAGAGAAAACAUCAGAUCACAGAUGAGUGAUGCUCAACAUCUCUCAGAUCUGAGGAUUGUGUUGAUGGGUAAUAGAUAUGCUGGUAAGAGUUCAUCAGGAAACACCAUCCUGGGCAGAGAGGAGUUUGACUUGAAGAGAUCUGCUCAGUGUGUGAGGAGACAUGGAGAAGUAGCAGACAGACACAUCACUGUCAUUGAAGCUCCAGGAUGGUGGAAGAAUUACACUGUAGAGGACAGUCCUGAGAGACUGAAACAGGAGAUUUUGCUCAGUGUGUCUCUGUGUCCUCCAGGACCACACGCUGUAUUACUGAUCAUACGUGUGGAUGAUAGAUUUAAAGAGACUGAGAUAAAAUCAGUGCAGGAUCAUCUGGAUCUUCUCAGUAAGAGAGUCUGGAGUCACACUAUAGUUCUGUUCACUCAUGGAGACUCUCUGUUAGACACAUCUAUAGAGCAGCACAUUGAGAGUGAAGGACAGGAUCUCCAGCGGCUGCUGGACAAAUGUGGGAACAGGUAUCAUGUUCUCAACAAUCACAACAGGAGUGACGACAUUCAGAUCAAGGAGCUGCUGGAGAAGAUUGAGGAGACAGUGGCACAAAACAAUGGCUGCCAUUUUGAAAUAGACAGAAAGAUUUUACAGGAGAUGGAAGAGAAAAGAAGAGCAGAGGAAGAGAGAGCAGAAGAACGAAUGAAGAGGAUGAAGAAACAGAGAGAAAACAUCAGAUCACAGAUGAAUCUGAGGAUUGUGUUGAUGGGGUAUAGAUAUGCUGGUAAGAGUUCAUCAGGAAACACCAUCCUGGGCAGAGACAAGUUUGACUUGAAGAGAUCUGCUCAGUGUGUGAGAAGAGAUGGCGAAAUAGCAGACAGACACAUCACUGUCAUUGAAGCUCCAGGAUGGAGGAUGAAUCACACUGUAGAGUUCAGUCCUGAGAUACUGAAACAGGAGAUUUUGCUCAGUGUGUCUCUGUGUCCUCCAGGACCACACGCUGUACUGCUGAUCAUACCUGUAGUCAUUAGAUUUAAAGAGACACACAGAAAAGCAGUUCAGGAUCAUCUGGAUCUUCUCAGUGAGAGAAUCUGGAGUCACACUAUAGUUCUGUUCACCUUUGGAGACUCUCUGUUAGACACAUCUAUAGAGCAGCACAUUGAGAGUGAAGGACAGGAUCUCCAGCGGCUGCUGGACAAAUGUGGGAACAGGUAUCAUGUUCUCAACAAUCACAACAGGAGUGACGACACUCAGAUCAAGGAGCUACUGGAGAAGAUUGAGGAGACAGUGGCACAAAACAAUGGUCACCAUUUUGAAAUAGACAGAAAGAUUUUACAGAAGAUGGAUGGUAGAAAGAAGGCAGAAGAGCGACUGGACAAAUGGAGAGAAGACAUUAGAUCAGAGACCA